Molecule: messenger RNA, 4172 nt
Organism: Dipodomys ordii (Ord's kangaroo rat)
Lineage: Eukaryota; Metazoa; Chordata; Mammalia; Rodentia; Heteromyidae
Gene: Arpp19
Product: cAMP-regulated phosphoprotein, 19kDa
Exons: 4
Coding region: 68-406 (112 amino acids)
Cellular component (GO): cytoplasm
Molecular function (GO): protein phosphatase inhibitor activity
Source: RefSeq, a predicted model, not a curated record
ACCUUUGAAGGAAAAAAGGGAAGUGCUCAGACGUCGCCGAGGUGGAGGAACUGGGUUAGGGAGCAUCAUGUCCGCGGAAGUCCCUGAGGCGGCCUCGGCCGAGGAGCAGAAGGAAAUGGAAGAUAAAGUGACUAGUCCAGAGAAAGCUGAAGAAGCAAAAUUAAAAGCAAGAUAUCCUCACCUGGGACAGAAGCCUGGGGGUUCAGAUUUUCUAAGGAAACGAUUACAGAAAGGGCAAAAAUAUUUUGAUUCUGGAGAUUACAACAUGGCUAAAGCCAAGAUGAAGAAUAAGCAACUGCCCACUGCAGCUCCCGACAAGACAGAGGUCACUGGGGACCACAUUCCCACUCCACAGGACCUUCCUCAGCGGAAACCCUCCCUCGUCGCUAGCAAGCUGGCUGGCUGAUUAAAAGAGCUGAACUGCAUGAAUCUUCUAAUUCCCAUUAUUCCUCCUUAAUAUGUUACUUAUCCACUUCUGUUUCUUUUCAUUCACUAAGUCUUUUGAGACUGACAGCUUUGCCGGUAGCGGUAGUGUGUGCUGCGAUUGUAAGGGACUGUUCUUUUGUAGAGGUUUUGGUUAGCUUAACAGUGCACUGAUGAGAAGGACCUGUUAGAACAACAUAAGUAAUCUACUUGAAAAUAAUUGUGUAUAUUACCUAACUUCUAAUGUAGGACUGGUUCCAACAACUAACAAAGCAAGUUGUACCAUUUUAAUGUUCUGACUUUCUUUCUCCAUCUUAAUUAUAGCUUCAUACGCUAACUCCUGUUUAAUAUGACCUCUGUUGUUUUGAUUUCUUUUGUAUUUCCUUCUGGAUUUUGUAAAAUGGAAGUUUAAGACCACAAGUUGGAAGAAAAGUCACAUACCCAAACACAAGUUAAUGGGGCUCCAAAAGAUUGGAAUAACUGUGUUUAAUGGCCUUCAACCUGUCUCAGCGUUCACAGUAGAAUCUCCCUUGGGCAAUAUUUGUCCAUUCCAGUAUAACUUGUAUGGCUUCAGUGCUUAGCAGCUGUUGGUGAAGUCCCCCCUUUUGUGGCAUUACAACCCUUUCAUGGUGGAAGAUGUGAAUGAAGCGUGCAUGUGCAAUGACUGUGUUGCAUUCACUUUUGUGCCAUUUUUGUAAAUACAAGUUUUGCACAACCUUUCACAAAUGUCUGUGUUAAUUUCACAUAUUGGAAAGUAGAUAAUGUGCCAACCAGAAGCACAAGAGUUCUUUUUAAAACAAAAAACAGCAAACAACAAACUAUGUCCUUACAGCUUUUGUAUAAUAAAAAUAGUUUACAAUUUGGGGCUUAUAGAAUACCAAACUGAAAUCUUGGCUCGGUCUGCCAUAGAAUUAAGCUUUUUCAUUUGCUUCUAAUAUCCCUGAUUUCAGUGGCCUUGUGCAAAUGUGGUAUAUUGCUUAGGCAUAUCUUUUGUCCUGUGCAGAAUGUAUCAUUUUGAAAAUUACAAUUCGUAUAAUUUAUAUAAACUUUCUAAAUGUAAGCUUGUUACUUCCACACUCAACUUUAGGGACACUAAAGGGCUUGCAUAUUAUGCCACCUCCCCCCACCCCCAUCUCCCUGUUUUCUUUACUCUUUGGCUGUUGGCUGUUUGGUUUUAUAUGAAAACAUAAGUGGACACUGUCUUUUAUAACAAUAAUUAUGUUUUCUAACUUCUCAGUUAACCACUCUUAAUCCCUCAUUGCUAAUAUUUGACAGUUAUUUAAAUAAAAGGAAUUUUGGGGUUCUUUUUUUUUUUUUGCAAUGCUGGGUGUCACGCUCAGUACCAUCCACCUGCUAGGCAAAGCACUCUAUCACUGAGCUAUAGCUUCGGUUCUAUAGGAACUUUACAGUGAAGUAUAGUUGCAAAGAUGCACAGGAAACCGUCAUGAGAAGCAUUCUAAGAGAAUUUAGGUGGGCCUGUGACAAUUAAUUUACAUGGUAGAUAAAAUUCAUAUUAAAUCAUUUUGGUAAUUGCUUCUGUCAAUGUCAUUUUAAUAAAGUACCAAUUUACUUUUAUUUGUGGUUUCUCUAGUGAGAACUGUACAAGACUUUGUUGGGACAAAUUCUCUCAGCACCCUUCUCCCAGGUUUGGUGCUGUAGCUUAAUAAGGGUCCGCAGCCUGGAUGAUAAGUGUUUUUCUCUUCAUUUGGACUUGCACAUGCCCACAACCCCCUUCCUCCCAAUAUGGGAUCCAGGAAUCUUUCCUAGGUCCUCCAUUUUAUAACCUGCUUUCCCAUGAUCCCAUACAACAGUAGAUAGGUAGAUAGUGCAUUGAACUAAGCACCUGUGCUCAAAGUCUGGUUGUCCUAUUCCAACCAUCUCCAAAACAGUACUGUGCUCAUUCAUAAUUCUAUGGCUUAGUUAUAUUUGUAACAAAUGAGCAAGUGGAUUAUUCUGCCAUAUAGUGUAUAACUCACUAUAGGAUCAAUUUAAGAAUUAAAAAAAAAAGUAAAAUUCCUAUUAUCUCUAGUCGGGUUUUUUGUUGUAGGGUUUUUUUGUUUUUGUUUCCCAUUAAUAUUGGCAUCAGACAAUGCAUCUGAAAGAUAAGAGAAACAGUUGUUUCUGACCCUAAGAGGACUCCCAUAGUUUAUGAUAAGUGACUUGACAUAUGCUUGAGUUUUAAUUUGUAAAAUGCAGUACUAAAUAAUCUACCUCAAAGCUGGCUGAGGGUCUGUGAAAAGAGUUAAGUGCCCCAAAUCAAAGACUGUUGGUUGUCUCUAGUAAAUUUCCUCAUUAAGCCAACCUGCCUUCUAUAAAGUCACAGUGUUUAAAAAAAAAAAAAAUCUCAGGAUUUUCCAUUAGGAAAGACCUGUUAAGGAUUUUAAAGUGUAAUUGCUUAGCCUCCAUUAUUGGUGCUGGAGAUGGGAGUUUCCAAUUUUGUAUAUUUUUUUGUUGUUGUGCUUCAGUGCUGAGUUUACUGACAUUCUUAGUUCUUGGAGCAUCAUUUUGAUAAGAUGAGCAUCAUCCAUUUCCGUUUAGAGCUGUGGUUUGAGAAAUGGUUCAUGGUUAGAAUCAUCAUCCUGUUUGCCAUAGACUGAUGUUAGAGAACACCAAGAAAUACUUCAUGAAAACUGGCUUAAGUCUGAAAUUACUUGUUUCGUGUCCAGUAGUUUCUACUUUUGAUAGUAUGGAUUUAGGGGGGAAAAAAACCCCAAUUCUUGGAAAGUUGCAAUAUAAUCAUUUUUGGUGAAUUGGAAGGAACAUGUUUAUAGUCUUUGAAUUACUUGGUUAUCUUGUGCUGCUGACCUAAAUAUAUGUCUUAAGACUAUUUCAGGCAUUCCUCAUUAAGGCCUCUGUGUGUUAAUUCAACAGUUCCAAUUAGUUGUUUUUACUUGCUGUAACACAAAUAUACCUCUGAAUAUUUAUUGAUAUUUUUUACUCAGUCAGACUUGUAUUCUUGGAAAUAGUCUUUAUCAAAACCGAACUGUAUUCUCUUCAAAUUGUGCUUUAAAACUAUUGUCUGGUGAUGGUAGUCUAUGGAAAGAACUUCUCGGAGUGGUUACCAAAACAGCUUCCAACAACAUUCACACAGAUUUGCAUCCCUCUUCAUUUUCCUGCUUUUGUCUCAUCCUCUCCCACCUAAAUCCCUGUGUAUUCCUAGAGACCACUGUUGGCACUCAGUAAAUGGCUAAUGAAAUUAUUGGUCCUUAGUAGCCUUUCCAAUAUGCCAGUUUGGGACGUUACAAAAUUUCCAAAACAUCUUCCUGAUCUGGAUAUGAACUGACGGGAGCCACUGUCCCAGCUCAAAGUCAGCACACACUGACAGCCUUCCCCGUCUCUUCCCUAUGCCCUACUGCACCUUAGAAAAUUAGGAUCAAGUCUUACAGGUAACACCACUUUUGGAUACUUACUAGUUUCAGCCUUCAGAAUUAUUUUUACAGAUUGUUGAAUACCAUGAUGGCCAUUUAGUGUAUGUUUGUGCUCUGUUAUUUGCCAACUGAACAGCAAGAAAACAUCUUAAUUCCUUUCAUAUUGCACCCUCAAAUCUUCCCGCACCAAGACCAUUUUGUUUUGCCACAGGAUACUUGGCCUGUAUUAAAAAGGCCUGGAAGCCUUUUAUUUAUUUAUUUUUUUGUUAAACAUGUAUACAAAGUUGGCAGUUGAUGCUGAAAUUUGUUGAUAGCUCUCCACAAUUAUACAUGUGAAAUAUCCAAAAAAAGAAAUAAAUUGGUCUACCUAAUUUUUAUUGA